Molecule: messenger RNA, 4423 nt
Organism: Clarias gariepinus (North African catfish)
Lineage: Eukaryota; Metazoa; Chordata; Actinopteri; Siluriformes; Clariidae
Gene: pacs2
Product: phosphofurin acidic cluster sorting protein 2
Exons: 25
Coding region: 202-2850 (882 amino acids)
Biological process (GO): protein localization to plasma membrane
Molecular function (GO): transmembrane transporter binding
Source: RefSeq, a predicted model, not a curated record
AGUAGCCGGUGCUGCAGUUCUCAGUGCGCAGGCUGAGCGCGCGGUGUGGAGCAGACAUGAAUCCGCGCGCACCGAGCACGAGCUCUGCACCGUCCGGAGGUUCAUAAAGGCGCGCGAGCGUGUGUGUGUGUGUGUGUGUGUGUGUAGGUUUUCUGCAUUUUCUUGUUGUUCGGUUGUUUUUCCCCCGCGGGUGUCGCGAGCAUGGCGGAGCGGAGCGGGCGCGUGAGUUUCCCCGGGAGCGGCGGCGCGCUCAACACCCCCCCGCUGCCCAUGAACCUGUUCGCCACCUGGGAGAUCGACGGGAGCUCCGCCAGCUGUGUGCCCAGGUUGUGCAGUCUGACCCUGAAGAAGUUGGUGGUGAUGAGGGAGUUGGAUAAAGAGCUCAUCUCUGUCGUCAUCGCCGUCAAAAUCCAGGGCUCAAAGCGGAUCCUGCGCUCGCAUGAGAUCAUGCUGCCCCCUACAGGCACUGUGGAGACUGACCUGGCCCUCACCUUCUCUCUGCAGUAUCCUCACUUCCUGAAGCGAGAAGGGAAUAAGCUUCAGAUUCUGCUACAGAGGAGGAAGCGUUAUAAGAACCGCACCAUUCUGGGCUACAAGACUCUCGCCGUCGGAUCCGUCAACAUGGCCGAGGUGAUGCAGCACCCUGCAGAUGGAGGACAGGUUCUGUCUCUGUGCAGUAAUCAGAAGGAGCUGAUGGGGAAAGUGGCUGAAAUCUGGAUUUAUUCCCUCUGUAGCCAACCGAUAGACCAUGAGGAGGCAGGGCUAAUGAAGAUCAAACGCUCUGAGAAUUACUCAGAGGAGGAGUACGAGAGUUUCUCUUCUGAGCAAGAGGCAAGUGAUGAUGCUGCACAUGCCCAGGAUCUUGAGGAUGAUGAGUUUGAUGUGAGGAAGUCUAAAAAGCAGCGACGCUCAAUUGUGAGGACGACAUCUAUUACAAGGCAGCAGAACUUUAAACAGCGAGUCGUCGCUCUGCUCAGGCGCUUCCGUGUCUCUGAUGAGGUGUUAGACUCGGAGCAGGACCCCGCGGAGCCGCCACCGGAAGUGGAGGAGGAUCUGGAGAGUUUGGACUUUGAGAACCCGAGUGACAGUCCGGACCUGGAGGACGACGACAGCGUACAGAGCACGCCCAAACCCCAGCUCAAGCCAUAUUUCGAGGGUGUGUCCCUCUCCAGCUCUCAGACAGAGAUUGGCAGCCUUCACAGCCUGAGGAGUCACAAAGAACCACCCAGUCCGAUGGAUCCUGAUAAGCUGAAGGUUACAGGAGGAAAGUUCCAGAUGGAUGACAUGUCUGACGGCAUUACGUUUACCCAGCCAGAAGCCGUGACCCCGACCACAGAGUUGGAGAUGAUGGACAGCAUGGACUCAUUUUUGGAGAAGCUGCCCCCUACAGGCAGGAUGACCAAAACUGAGUCCCUCAUUAUCCAGUCUAACAGGCAGGAGGUGAAGCAGGUUCGCCGAGGGCGGAGUACGUCCCUGAAGGAGCGCCAGACGAGUCGACCGCCCAAUGAGAGAGCCAACAGCCUGGACAACGAACAUCCACUGCAUCCACACUGUCCUCUACAGAUUCCCCGUAAAACGGUUUAUGAUCAGCUGAACCACAUCCUGGUGUCUGAUGAUCAUCUUCCUGACAGCAUCAUCCUGGUCAACACUUCUGACUGGCAGGGCCAGUAUCUGUCUGAUGUCCUGCAGAAUCACACUCUCCCUGUAGUGUGUACGUUUACCACAGCUGACGUCCAGGCCGCAUUCAACACCAUCAUCUCACGCAUACAGAGAUUCUGUAACAGUAACUCCAUCACUCCGUCCCCGGUGAAAAUAGCAGUUGCAGGUGCGCAGCAUUACCUGUCCGCCGUGCUCCGCCUCUUCGUAGAUCACCUGACUCACAAGACUCCUGAUUGGCUGGGUUACCUGCGCUUCCUCAUCAUUCCACUAGGGGCCCAUCCAGUUUCUAAAUACCUGGCCAGUAUUGAUUACAGGUAUAACAACCUGUUCCAGGACUCAGCAUGGAGAGAUUUAUUCUACAAACCUGAAGCUCCAGUUAUAGUGCAGGAGAGUCCUGACGUGGUCUCCAGAGUGACUCAGUACAUGUUGGGAGCAAAUGGAGCUCAUCAGCUCCCCAUAGCGGAGGCUAUGCUAACAUACAAGCAGAAGAGGAAAAAGAGUUUUCAUUUUGAUUUUGCAGUCAGUCCAGACGAAGACUCCUGUCAAAAAUUCAUCCCUUUUAUAGGGAUGGUGAAGGUGGGGCUGGUGGAACAGAGCUCUGCUGUAUCAGGUGACUCGGAUGAUGCGGCUCCGAUAGCGUCUCUCCUCUCCUCCACUCCUCCACAGAUCUCUCCAUCUUUAAAAGAAGCAUCUCCCACUCCUCCAUCCUCUCCCUCCAUCCACUCAUCCCUCUCCAGUUCCCCUGGUGGUGGACAGGGGGAGCUGAUGGGGUUACAGGUGGAUUACUGGGUCGCGCCGUCAGAGAAAAAGAGAGAGGUGGAGAAGAGAGAUUUCGUCUCGAAAAACACGCUCAAGUGCACCUUCCGAUCACUGCAGGUUAGCCGCCUCCCACUGGGUGGGACAGAGGUGGGGCCAACCAUGUCCAUGACUGUUGUCACCAAGGAGAAGAACAAGAAAGUGAUGUUUCUGCCAAAGAAGACGAAAGAUAAAGAUGUGGAAUCAAAGAGUCAGGUGAUCGAGGGAAUCAGUCGAUUGAUCUGCACGGCCAAACAGCAGCAGACCAUGCUGAAAGUGUCUAUAGACGGCGUGGAGUGGAACGAUGUGAAGUUCUUCCAGCUCGCUGCCCAGUGGUCGUCUCAUGUCAAGCACUUCCCCCUCGCCGUCUUCGGACACUCCAAAGGACCCUACUGACCUUCGACUUUUAGUGCCAACUGCCUUCACCCUCCUGCUAAGCCCCGCCCACUCCGUCCUUUUUAACCCCCUGUGUUUUUAGGCCUAACUGGAGACUAAUGAACUGAUCAGAGGAUCGCGUGGAUGGACUAACUGGCUAACUGACUCCCGUCCCAGUGCGGAAUGAUGGGGAACCCCACCCAUGUGAUCUGUGAUGGCAGAGCGACAGAAACACCACUCUCUCACUCCACACACCUUCGACUUCUCCUCCUCUGUGUGUGUGUGUGUGUGUGUGUGUGUGUGUGUGAGAGCGCUAAGAGCCGGGCUUACUCCUCCAGUAAUAAGAAGUCACGUUAUUCGAGCCGCGCGUGUCUCUGGACUGAACCUCACCAGGUUUUAUUUGAUUCACUAUCGAUCAAAUCAUUUAAUGAAUGAAGCUCUGUUUCAUCUCAAUCAUUCGACUCACUGACUCACUUUUAAUUCUUUUAAAACGAGCCAUUUUAAACAAAUUCAGUGAUUGUUUUAUUUUACAGGGUUUUCAGUGUUUAUUCGUCUCUCUCUCUCUCUCCAUCACAACACUCUUCCAAGGUUUCAUUCUUCCUAAACUCUAUUCAGAAGGACAGAACAGUUUAUUUGAUUCAUUACCGGAGUGUUUGAGUUAACUCAACUCUAUUUGACUCUCAGUUAUGAUUCACCUAAUUUUUUUUGUUUUGUUGGGGGGGUGCGCUUAUUUUUAACUGUCUAUUAAUGUAAGCUGUGUUUGCUCUACUGCACUGUGUGUGUGUGUGUGUGUGUGUUUAUGUAUGUUAAACGGUAAAGCACUUUUCAUGUGUUAAUUUAAAAACAGUUCCUGCGAGGGCACUCAGUGUGUGUGUGUGUGUGUUAAAGCCAUAAACACUAGUGAUAAACAUUUGGUUUAAUAUUAUUUUUUUUAAUGAGCAGUGUUUAACCUGCCCACUGGAUGUGUGUAUUUAUUAAUGAUGGUGUUUCAGAUGAAGUGUGUGAGCAAACAGGAAGCUCAUAAACACACGAGCGCUUUAAUCACAGUAAAGAUGCACUAUGAUUCCUGCUGCACAGUUAUAACACCUUUAUAAAGUGUGUGUGUGUGUGUGUGUGUGUGUGUGAGGUGCGCUGUUACAGCAUCAUUACUGUCAGUAUUUCUGCUCCUUUUAAUCAUUAAAUUAUUAACGAGUUUGUUCACUUAAAUCCUCUUCUUUAGAUUUGCAGUGUGGAGAUGCGCCCCCUACUGGAAAAAAAAAUAUUACAAAAUAGCUAAGUUAGCUAACUAGAUUUCCCAGUGGAGAGGUGAAAGGUCAUAGUGUUUUAAACCUUUCAUUUAGGAAACGGUGUAGUAUCCCUCUGAACGUGUGGACAAAGUGUUUCUACUAAGAAAAGUGUGUGUGUGUGUGUGUGUGUGUGUGGUGCUUCAGGACUAUAUUGGCCCCUCAUGAAAGUUUCAUACAGAUGUGUGUGUUUCAGUUUCUAAUGAUAGAAGGACGAGCAGGACGUUUCUGAUCAGAGUUUGUAAAAAAAUAAUUAAAUAAAACACUACCACUUUCCUAACCUGGAAAUAAUAAACUACACACACACACUA